Molecule: messenger RNA, 1221 nt
Organism: Dictyostelium purpureum
Lineage: Eukaryota; Evosea; Eumycetozoa; Dictyosteliales; Dictyosteliaceae
Exons: 3
Coding region: 1-1221 (406 amino acids)
Biological process (GO): G protein-coupled receptor signaling pathway; response to pheromone
Source: RefSeq, a predicted model, not a curated record
AUGAAAUUAAGAAUAAUUAAAAUUUUAUUAGUUUUUAAAAUAUUGUUUGUUGCCAUUGGUAAUGGAGAAAUAAUUAAAGAGUAUAGAAGUUCAUUGUAUGGUUUUAAGGAUGGUGAUAUGGAUAGAGCAGAAAGAGUUUGUUUUGAUCAUGGUGGGGGUUUUGAACUAUCAUAUAUUGAUUCAAACUCAAUAAAUUCAGAAAUAUUAAUAUAUACACAGGAGAAUUAUGAAUCAUUAAAUAAAUCUGCUUCGUGUAAUGAAAAGAAAUUACAAAGUAGUUUUAUAAUGUCAAAUAAAAAGAAUUCAGAUUCGCUAAGAUACCAAUUGGAUUUAUAUUAUAGUGAGGAAAUUAAUGAAAAAUGUUUUUAUGUAGAGCCUGUUGAUUGUAACCCAAUAUUUACUAUUCAAAACACAGAUAAACUCGAAUUUUAUUAUAGUUUGGAUAUUUAUGAUUAUAAAGAUGACCCAACAUAUUCACCUGUACCAGAGUUUGUAGUUUUCUUUUUGAUCUCAUUUUUGGUGCUUUUAAUAGUUUCAGUAUAUCAAUUAUUUAAUUUAAAAACUCAAAAAUUAGAAUCAAGACAAGUUACAAUUUUAUCAUUAGCAAUUUUAUUUUGGUUUUUAUCACUUGCUUCAUUAGUAUCAAUAUUUAGAAUAUUUAAAAUUGCAGGUAAUUCAAUUUUUACAUGUUUGUUGUUAUUAUUAAGUCAAGGUUGGACAAAGUCACCAAACUAUGGAACUACAUGUGGUAAAAUAGUUAAUGCAGGUCUCAUUAUUGUUUUAGUUGCACUGGGAUGGACUAUUCAUAUAAUUAAUCAUUACAAUGACUUUAUUACACAAUUGUUUAGUAACCCAUAUCAAUCCCCAGUCGGAUAUGUAUUAAUAGUAGUUUAUUAUUUAAUAGUUGUAUAUUUUAUUGUUGGAGGUGGUCGUUUUAAUACCAGAUCUCAAAGACAAUUGGAUGGAAGUGUGGUUCAAAUGGACUCAAGAUUACAUGGAUACACUGUUCAAUUAAAGGUUGUUUUUUCAGUAUGGAUUAUCUCGAUUCCACUCAUUUCAUCAUUUUCAUUGGGGGUUCAUAAUGAUUUCCAUAGAUUUGUAAUAGUUACCCUAGCAUCCUACAUUAUCAAUUUAACUUUUAUUUUGGUUUUCCUUUACUUUUAUCAUCCAUGUAAACACAAUUAUGCAGUCCAACCAAUUGGCUUUUUUUUAAUGAAAUGA